Messenger RNA from Drosophila subpulchrella, 489 nucleotides. RefSeq lists its product as uncharacterized. The record is from RefSeq and is a predicted model, not a curated record. The transcript has 4 exons. Bases 1 to 489 code for a protein of 162 amino acids. Lineage: Eukaryota; Metazoa; Arthropoda; Insecta; Diptera; Drosophilidae.
AUGUGCAUUAGGAUUGAAUCACGGUUUGAGUUUACGAAUUUUAUCUGCGAGUCCUUUGAUAAAAACUUUGGUGAAUUCGAAUAUUGCUACCUAAAGUCAAUAAACCGUACAUACAAAUAUAUUUCCGGAAAAUUUAAGCCAAAGAAUCUUCCUAUAACUAAACUUAGGGCGAAUGUGGCUCUGUGGAAACGAUUUAAUGGAUACAAGCCAUUUAUGUAUAAUAUUACAAUGGAUUUUUGCUUUUUCCUGAACAAUCAAAAUUCGAAUCCCGUACUAAAAUAUCUUUACGACUCAUUCUCUAACUACUCAAAUUUAAACCAUUGUCCUCUAAAACACGGUAUUAUAUUGGAUAAGCUUCCCAUCGACUAUGUAAAUUACCGAAUCACUGAUGUUCUUCCUUUUCCGGAUGGUAAUUAUCUUUUUAGGAUGUACUGGCUGGUUGGUAAAAAUCGAACUGCCUUAGCCGAAGUUUAUGGAACUCUUUCAUAA